ACUUUAUUUUUAUAGACUGUAUAAUUAAAUCAAAGUGUCACAGUUUUUUUUUAGAAUAUUUGUUUUGUAUUGGCAAGUUAAGUGUGAAAUAUGGCAAUGGACACUCUGGACAUCGCCGAGAAGUAUGAGUUAGCGCUUAUGGAGAAACAGAAGCCGAUGAAUGCCGUCAUAGAUCGAGGAGAUUCUCCUGUCCAGCAGUUUUAUAAAGACACCACUGUAUUAAUAACGGGAGCAUCUGGUUUCCUGGGUAAACAGUUUAUGGAGAAAAUUUUUAGGGAUGAUGACAGGUUAUAUGACACCUUGCGUAAAAAGAAGCCCAAUUUCGCCAGUCAAAUCGUACCAAUAGAAGGAGACGUGGCCGAUUUGAGGCUUGGCCUAAGUGACAAGGAUUGGGAUACAUUGACGAAAGAGGUAAACGUGAUCGUCCACUUAGCUGCAACAGUGAAUUUUGAUGAGCCUCUGAAAAAGGCAGGUCUUAUCAACGUGCGAGGUACCCGAGAAAUGCUGGAAUUAGGCAAACAAUGCCAAAACCUCAAGCUUUUUAGUCAUAUUUCUACUGCUUUCGCCCAUGCUACUAAAGAUCGAAUAAAUAAGGAAGUCAGCGAACAGUUCUACGAGUCUCCUGUACCACCAGAUGCUUUUAUCGAGUUGGUGGAAAAUGUGGAAGAAGAACGAUUGACCGCGAUCACAUCUGGUUUAAUCAAAGGCUGGCCAAACACAUACACAUUUACAAAGGCCAUCUCAGAAGAACUGGUGAGGAGACGAGCUGGUGAUCUGCCCAUCUGUAUAGUCAAGCCAGCAGUAGUCAUAGCGUCACAUAUUGAGCCAACUCCAGGAUGGAUAGACAACCGAACUGUCAUGGCGUCGCCAGUUGGAUUUCUUCUAGGAGCUGGACUUGGCGUGAUGCAUGUCUUGUACCUCGAUAAAAACAUUAAUUUCUGUAUAACACCUGUGGACUAUGUGAAUAACGUUAUUCUCGCUGCAGGGUGGGAUUCCGUUGAGAAUAGAAAAAAUAUCAAUUCAGAAAUACCAAUCUACACUGUCGGCAGCGUCGAUUGUAACUUUUCAUGGGCACCGAUAUUGGCGACGUUGAGAACAGAUGAAUUAUUACAACUAAGCACGCCGAAAUCUUUGUAUUAUAUUUGUGCAGUUGAAACAACUAGUCCAGUACUAUUCUGGUUCCUGACAUGGCUGUUUCAUUACAUUCCUGGAUACUUAAUAGACGCCAUUGUGACUGCUCUUGGAGUCAGACCAAAAGGGCUACCAUCCAUAACAUCGAUUUACAAAAAGACCUAUAAAUUAUUCCAAGUCUACGAGUACUUCUUAUUUAAUUCUUGGAAGAUCACAGAUGAUAAUGUUGUGGCCAUGACGAAUAGGCUGGCUUCCGCAGACCAGGCCAUAUUUAGAUGCAAUGUCAGAGAAUAUGAUCCUAAGGACGUUGUCGUAUCUGUGUCUGUUGGACUGCGAAGGUAUAUCGUAAAAGAUGGCCUGAAAGGUUCAGACUAUGGACUGAAGAAACAACGAGUACUGAAAUAUGUCCACAUCCUGUGUGUCCUCUUAUACGGGUACCUUAUAUACAGCGUGCUUCGUACUGUGUACUCAGCGUUAUGUGUUCUCAUCCCGGUUUAGGCAAAAAUAAAAUGUUAUUUGUUA
Spodoptera litura is the source of this 1653-nucleotide messenger RNA. The record is from RefSeq and is a predicted model, not a curated record. Lineage: Eukaryota; Metazoa; Arthropoda; Insecta; Lepidoptera; Noctuidae.